Messenger RNA from Danaus chrysippus (African queen), 744 nucleotides. Lineage: Eukaryota; Metazoa; Arthropoda; Insecta; Lepidoptera; Nymphalidae. The record is from the annotation of a GenBank genome assembly.
AUGUUACCCAUUGUGUCAAUAUAUUGUGGGCAUUCUGAUAGAAAUGAUACAAAUGUGUUCAUUGCGUAUGGCAGUCAUAGUGAUGCUGAAGCAAAGGUUAUACCGAAACCGGUCACUCAAACUGGGAGCACCAAACAUGAACCAAUUACGACAGUAAUGUAUGAUGAACCAGUGGAAGAUGUUGUAUUUGUACCAAAUGAUAAACCAGUGUUUCGUAAUGGGGACGUGUUUGAUGAUGUCAGAAUAAGCGACGUUAUCGAUAAAACAAGAACUAGUGACCUAAUGCGAAAUAGAAAUAUUCAAAUGGCAGAUACUGGAUACUCAGUAGUUUCUAUGGAUUACUGCAAAGGUAUUGCACGGCGUGAUUCUAGGGCUCCUAUGACAAUGUACAUGCCGGGUCCGAAGUUAAAAGAAAAAAACAUUGAUACUAGACGAAGUAUUGUUUCUAGAAGGUCUUUGACCAAGAGUGUAGAGGGCCGUAAUUGUGACCAUGAAUGUCCUGUCUCUUGUACUGAUGAUUACAAUCCGCUAUGCGCAAUAAAUGAAGUCGGUGCAAGAAAAGUAUUUCUAAACCACUGUCAACUAGAUUUAAAUUCCUGUUCGCAUAAACUUGUUUGGCAUCUUAGACCUCUAUCAGAAUGCGUGGGUGGACGCAAAGCUGAUAUGACACAAAACAGAGGCUUCAUCGGUUGGAUGCAGCGUGUUGGCAUAGUCGAUAAGAAAGGCAAAUUAGUAUUAACAUAG